Molecule: messenger RNA, 2080 nt
Organism: Musa acuminata AAA Group (dessert banana)
Lineage: Eukaryota; Viridiplantae; Streptophyta; Magnoliopsida; Zingiberales; Musaceae
Exons: 4
Coding region: 117-1076 (319 amino acids)
Cellular component (GO): chloroplast
Source: RefSeq, a predicted model, not a curated record
CGCCCUCUGUCUUUGCACCGCCAAUCCUCCGUGAGAGAAGGCAGACGGGAUAUAUAGGAGGAAGCCCCGAUUCAACGCCACCUUUUUCUCCUUGCUUCAUCUUCACUCCUCUCCGGAUGGCUGCUGCUACGGUGGCAUUGUCGGCAGUAGCAACCUCCUUUUCUGCAAGCAGAAGAAAGGCUCGUCUCUAUUCGCUCCCCUCAAGGAGGCCUUCUCUCUUCUUCCUCUAUGCCCCAGAGCCAUCCCGCGCUUCAAAAAUCCCACCUUUGGGCACAAAGGGCUGUACCCUACGGUUGUUCGCCAGGGCUGUCUCCCCCGUUAGAAGCUUGUCGUCAUGCCCUUCGACGGAAUGCGCAUGUGAACCGGAAGCGGAAGAAACCAGGCAGUCUGGCCUUGGUAGGCUCCUCCUGUGCGCCUCGGUCUGGAAAGCUUUCGUCUUUGCCUCCUGUGUUGCUUGUGGUGCUUGCCUCGCUGCCGAUGGAUCCAUAAGAGCUUCUAGUUUGGGGUUGAAGGUUGCUACAGCGCUGAGAAGAAUAGGCUGGCCUGAUGAGGCCGUUGUGUUUGCCGUUGCGACCCUUCCUGUGCUGGAGCUCCGUGGCGCUAUUCCGGUCGGCUACUGGAUGCAGCUUGAUCCUCUUAAGCUCACAGUCCUAUCCAUUCUUGGAAACAUGGCUCCGGUGCCGUUCAUCAUCCUCUACCUGAAAAGGUUUGCGUCUUUCGUCUCACAAAGGAGUGCGGUGGCAACCCGGUUUGUGAACCUUUUGUUUGAGAGGGCCAGAGAGAAGGCAGGGCCCGUGGAGGAGUUCCAAUGGCUGGGUUUGAUGCUGUUUGUGGCGGUGCCUUUUCCUGGUACAGGUGCUUGGACUGGAGCCAUCAUCGCGUCCAUCCUUGACAUGCCUUUCUGGUCAGCUUUCUCAGCUAAUUUUGUCGGGGUUGUUCUGGCUGGGCUGCUGGUUCAUUUGCUCGUGAAUCUUGGCCUGAAAUAUGCAGUCUUGACUGGUUUGCUUAUGUUCUUUGCAUCCACUGUCAUAUGGAGUGUCCUGCGGUCAUUUAAGAGAUCAAUCAAUUCAAACUGAUGGAAGGUCAAGUCAAUUCAUAUAAUGUUCUACUACCUGUAGAGGAACUUUGAAGAAAAUACAGGAUGCAGUUGGUUCAAACAUAGAAGAAACUUGAUGCAUAUUGCUUUUUACUUUACAACUCAAAGAGUCAUAACUUCGGAUUAAAAAAAUGUCCAAGUUAAUGAUACAUAGGAAAAAUCUGCUUGGCAUUUUAUUUUGGAGCUGAAAGAUUAAAUAUUGCGAGGUAAUGAAGUUAGUUUCUGGCCACAGGUCCUCUUUAUUUUGUUUGUUUGUUUCCAAAUAUUUUUUCUUUUCUGUCAUUCUUUUCCCUCGUAUUUCUGUGUCUAAUUUUCUCCAGAAUUUGCUACCGACUCAAUCAAACAUGGUUAAUUAACUAACAUCAGUAUGAUUAGCCAUGAUCCUGAGCAGUUCUAAUAGGACUUUAAUCAUCUUCUGCAGAUCAUCCAUUUUGGUCUUGCAUCAAAAGAAAGUCAUGCCAGUGUGACCUUCCCCAGUAGAGUAGCUGCUUUUUUUUUUUUUGCACUUUCACAAGAAAGUGAUGCCAGUGUUAUGCUAAUACUUAUCGGUUUAUCAUAUGUAAUCUGGCACUCAUCAGCUAUGAAUUGCAGCUUUGGUGGUGAUCAAGUGAUGUUCUAUAGGCAAACAAGAUGGCAUUCAGAUGAAGCAGCAGGAAAUAUGGCUCUUGGCUUUUGUUCUUGAAAGCCUGCUAAAUUGGCUGCUGAUCUUGUGACCAUUAUUUGGAAGAACUCCAAUCCAUGCCACCAAUGAAGAGGAAGUCCAAUCUAUGCCUUUUAUGCUUGAUUUGAAUUUGUCAAACUAUGAGCUGGUAGGUCUUCUUGAGCUCCCACAAUCCUUUCAGUGUCUGGUUUUCAAGAAAUAUGUUUUUGGCAAGAAUAUAUUUUGUUUAAUUUGAAGAUUAUCUGGAAGAACUUGCACAGAACAAAUUACCCCCAUUGGGUAUUCUGCAUGAUCAAUGCAAUUAAGUUUAAAUAUUGUGCGAA